Molecule: messenger RNA, 1981 nt
Organism: Lutzomyia longipalpis
Lineage: Eukaryota; Metazoa; Arthropoda; Insecta; Diptera; Psychodidae
Gene: tos
Product: exonuclease 1
Exons: 2
Coding region: 41-1900 (619 amino acids)
Biological process (GO): DNA recombination; mismatch repair
Cellular component (GO): nucleus
Molecular function (GO): 5'-flap endonuclease activity; 5'-3' DNA exonuclease activity; metal ion binding
Source: RefSeq, a predicted model, not a curated record
CAAAAGUGAGGUUAUGUCGAUGUGAAAAGGUUUGGCAACAAUGGGAAUCACCGGACUUAUUCCCUUCCUAGAGAAGUCAUCGCGCCCCCUAAGCUUGCGCGAGAUACGCAAUACAACAGUGGCUGUGGACACAUACUGCCUCCUGCACAAAGGAACUUACGCGUGUGCUGAGAAACUAGCUCGAGAUGAGGAGACAACAGUUCACAUCCAGUACGUAAUGAAGUACGUUCGGAUGCUGCUGCAGUACAAGAUUAAGCCAAUUAUGGUCUUCGACGGGAGGCAUCUGCCUGCAAAGGCACUCACAGAGACACGGAGACGCGAAUCCCGGAAACAGGCACGAGUCCUUGCUGGGAAUCUUCUGCGUGCUGGAAAAGUCGAUGAAGCACGGAGUCAGUUCCGUCGAUGUGUGGACAUUACGCACGAUAUGGCACUACAAGUGAUAAGGGAGUGUAGAAAGCUGGGUGUGGAUUCCAUUGUGGCUCCGUAUGAGGCUGAUGCGCAGCUGGCAUUCUUCAAUCUAUCCGGAAUAGCUGAUUACGUUGUGACAGAAGAUUCAGAUUUGCUCCUCUUCGGCUGCUCCCGGGUGCUCUUUAAGCUCGAUCUAGCUGGCAAUGGAUUGCUCGUGGAUGCUAGCAAAAUCCACAUCUCCAUGGGAUGCCGGCUGGAGAAGUAUACGUUUGACAAGUUCCGGAAUAUGUGUAUUCUGUCGGGAUGUGACUACCUGGAUUCCCUUCCGGGCAUUGGAUUGGCUAAAGCUUGCAAAUUCUUCCUUCUCACCGAAGAGACGGAUCUCAGGCGAGCACUUCCGCGUGUUCCUUCGUACUUGAAGAUGAAGAAUCUGACUGUUCCUCCGGAAUACAUUGAGGAUUUCAUUGCUGCUGCUGCGACGUUCAAGCAUAUGUGGGUAUUUGAUCCCACCACCAGGCAAAUGGUUCGCCUCACGGAUCCAGAAGACACUGCCAUGGAAUCCCUGAAGAAUGCUGGUGAGAAGUUGGAUGAGAAAACCGCCUUCCAACUGGCUCUGGGGAAUUUGGAUCCCUUCACAUUGAAACCAGUGGACAACUGGGAUCCAGAUGCUGAAGAUUUAGGGAAGAAUUUCAGUAUCUGGCGCAAGAAAUUUGUCUUCCCGUCGCCAAAACGAAAACCCCGCAAUGUUGAGAUUCUCAAGGCUAAGAAUCACUUCCUCGGGGAUGAGAAGCAUCCUGUAGAUUUGGCCACAAUCUACCUAACUGAUGAGACAAUGGAGAAAUCUCCAGCAAAGAGUCCUGAGAAAUCACCCUUAAAACAAAUUUUCUCACCACCACAGGAGCUAUUGAAACGAAAUCCCUUCCGGAAGAGCCUGGAAAAUUCCUCAGAAGCUCCUCCUGAAAGUAUGGAAGUGUCAAUUUCACCUUCCUACGUGUCCAGUGUGGCCAAGGCAUCGAGUUCUGAUUCAGAAUCAGGACAGGAAGCAUCCCAGGGCCCGCGGAAGUUGAGUAAAUUCUGCCGAACUGUUCUCAAUCAACAACAAAACGUUGUGAGUCGCUUUUGGGGCACUCAAGCCAGUCAGGAUGGUCAGAAUAGCACCCAGGAUACUGAAAUUCGGUGUAGGAAUGAGAAAACCCCCAAAAAGUCUCCUAUGGCGCCACAUCUCCGUGAGAUUUAUGGCGAAGAAGCCAUUGCAUCAGCUGUGAAGCAGAAUCUCUUAUUAUUGUUUGAGAAUGAUGAAAAUUGCCAACAACUUCCGGAAGUAGCCAAGUCUCCGGAAGCUAUAAAAUCUCCACCACGGAAGCAACCACGAGUGGAAGUGGCAAAAUGCCGUGCAUCUGGACUACGGAAGCCCCAGCAGAGCACCCCAAAAGGUGAAUCAAAGAAGAUGGUCCAGAGUACGUUGAGUAAAUUUGGUUUUCACCGGAAGUAGUUGAGAUGACAAUGUGAAUUUAAUGUGGAAGAACAUUCAUGCAAUUAAAUACAAUUUUAACACACUUUGGUGGUGCACUCA